UCAGACCAGGGUAAUCUGAUAUGCUGGAAUCCACUUGUUACGUGUUUGGCUAAGAAAGCAGGUCAUUUCCUCAAAGAGCUACUCUUGACUUGCAUGCUAGAACAGAAGGUCUGAUCAGAACUGUCCUUUUCCAGUUUUUCAACUGACAAGACAAUGGCGGGUAUAACAGGAGCGUCAGCUGAUCUAAGGAUUGUCCUGGUGGGUAAGACAGGAGCUGGGAAGAGCAGCACAGCCAACACCAUUCUCGGAGAGAAGCUGCUCAAAUCGUCAUGUCGUGCAAACUCAGAUAUAGUUACAUGUGAGGCUGCAACCAACACUGUUGAUGGGAGGAAAAUCACUGUGGUUGACACACCAGGGUAUUGUUCUACUGAGUGCACUGAUGAAGAGCUAAAACAUGAGAUAGCCAAAUGCAUCGUAGAGUGUUCCCCUGGACCUCACGCUUUUCUUAUAGUGCUGCCUGUGAGGAGACACACAGUGGAGGAGAAGAAAGCAGUGGAAGAGAUUCUGAAAAUGUUUGGGGAGGAGGCUCUGAAGUACGCUGUUGUCCUGUUUACCCACGGAGACCAGCUUGAGAACGGCAAGACCAUCCAGCAGUUUGUGGAUGAAAAUUACUGCCUGAAAACACUUGUCCAAAAGUGUGGACACCGGUUUCAUGUCAUCGAUAACAAAUACUGGAACAAUCCCACUGAAGGCCACGGUGAUGAGAAAAGCAACGCCGCUCAAAUCGAAAAGCUUAUGAACACGAUUGAUCAGAUGGUGACACAGAACAGAGGGAAGCACUACACCAAUGAGAUGCUCCAGGCUGUGGAACAAGCCAUUGAAGAGGAAAUGGCAAAGGGAAAUACCAGAGAAAAGGCAAAACAGAAUGUAAUGAAAAGGUGUUUAAUCAAGACAGUAGGCAUAACAGUAGGGUUUCUGUAUGGUGCAUUUUUAGGUCUUGUACCAUCAACUGCAUUUAAACAUGCUGCUGAAGGUACAGUAGCAAGCAGUUCACUGACAAAGGGACAGGGAUUUGCCAGUGGGAGUGCAAUUUUAGGGGCGAUUAUAGGGGCAAUUGCAGGGGCUAAGGCAGGAAGUGAAGCAGAGACUGUAAAAGAAGCUGUAGAGAAAACUACAGCUGCUGUAAAUGAGAUAGCUGCACUGGGAACAAUAAAAAAACAUACUAGUUAAUUUAAUGAAAAAACCGAAGGCAGACAAAAAUUAACAUUUCUAAUGAUAUAUUGGAUUUUAUCAAAUUUUGUUGAUAACUUUGACUAACAAUUAAAAGAAAUAAUUUUUUCCAAACACACUUUGGCCAGUUCAGCUAAAACUAAUCCUAAAUGUCGUCCAUUAUUUCAUUUUUCUUAAAUUGAAAGCCAUACACAAGGGAUGUGCAGAGAAAACACUAUGUGCAUCUGUUCAGCCAACAAAAUGAUCUGUAUCUAUAAGUUAUCACACAGGUGGUCCCAGUUGAUAUAAUACAGUUGUAUUUGAUUGUCUAAAUGCACAUUGUCUGUUGCUGAGCUAAAACACAAAAAAGACAAUUAAAGUGAUAAUUAAAAUGGUCUGACUUUUUGUGUAUUGUGACGUUAGAUGUUCUGUGAAAUUCUAUGACUUCUUGUAAUAAUUCAUGAGUAAUAAAAAUGUCAUCUGAUUUCAUGUUUCUGUUUAGAGGUGAAAGCCCUAAGUAACAUCACUUUUCUAGAGACAAAAAUAUAUAUGAUAUACAGUAAUGAAAAGAAUCUUUCUACUUUGAUCAUUUCUCACUGGGGGCUUCUGUACACAUGUAUUGAACCAUUUAAUGAAUGCAUCUGUUAACAUGUUGGGAAAU
Molecule: messenger RNA, 1810 nt
Organism: Anguilla anguilla (European eel)
Lineage: Eukaryota; Metazoa; Chordata; Actinopteri; Anguilliformes; Anguillidae
Product: GTPase IMAP family member 9-like
Exons: 2
Coding region: 154-1170 (338 amino acids)
Molecular function (GO): GTP binding
Source: RefSeq, a predicted model, not a curated record